AUGCCGUUGGCUGUCACUUGCGCAGCACUGGACGAGGCCAAGGUUGUAGAGCCGCCUGGAUCGCACCCUGAUUCGGUCUGUCGCGGUACGGGCUACGAACUCGUGCCAUUGCCAAACCAGCCUCCGUCGCCCAGUUUGGACCCUUUCCUGCCAACCUCGAGUGGCGGGUUGGCCAGCUCUGUGCUUGGAGCCAUCAAGUACAGACGUACUCGAGUAGGUAGUCACCUGCCGCAAGCAGCGGACCGCGCCGCAGCAAUAAUGAAUACACCUUACAAGAGGUACCUAGGCAAUAACAAUAAGCUCUCCGUAAUCGUGCGCUGCACGGGAGCCACAUACGUCCAAUUCUCUCAUACGAUUUCCCCGACGCACUUCCCGGCCCUGGCCACGUCCCUCGCUCCCCUGCGCACAAAGGCUGUGGACUCUGCACUCAGCUCGACGAUGCAGCUGUGGUGCAACUAG
This is a messenger RNA of Neoarthrinium moseri, 459 nucleotides long. RefSeq lists its product as uncharacterized. The record is from RefSeq and is a predicted model, not a curated record. The transcript has a single exon. Lineage: Eukaryota; Fungi; Ascomycota; Sordariomycetes; Amphisphaeriales; Apiosporaceae. The coding region runs from base 1 to 459 and encodes 152 amino acids.